Molecule: messenger RNA, 645 nt
Organism: Cooperia oncophora
Lineage: Eukaryota; Metazoa; Nematoda; Chromadorea; Rhabditida; Trichostrongylidae
Source: the annotation of a GenBank genome assembly
AUGGCGGAUGCAAAGCCUUCCAUCGAAUAUCUCAAGGAUCGCGUGUUAAACUGCGACUUUUGCGCUUUCCCACAUGAACGAGGCGAUGACAUGAAGACGUUAUGCGCAGCACCAUACAUGAACAAGACUGAUUUCGUUAUCGAGGGAUAUGGAUCUGUGCCUGUGAUCAAUGGUGAUCCAAAGUGGUUGCCUAUAAGAGUUCGAGCGUUUCUCGGAUAUCACGCAAAACUGAUGCGUCCAGCGGCAAUACACAUUUGUAAUGGUUCCUUCAGUGAAGCUGAAUAUCUCACUGCGACUCUGGAACAAAUGGGAGUGCUGGAGAAGCUUAUCGGACGUGAAAACGUUUUCGUAGCUCGAACUGAUCCUCAGGAUGCCCAAGAAAGACCAGUUUAUAUAAGCUCUAUAAGGUUAGAAGAAAUAGAAACCAGAAGGCAACCGAAAUCCUCGCAUGCAUUUGCUCGUUGGAUGUCACCGGCACAGUUUAACACUGAGGCGUAUUCACGCUUUCCUGGGUGCAUGCAAGGAAGGGUGAUGGUGUCAUCUUCGGUAUGGGAUGCUAUUGGACAGGCUGACUUUGUGAAAUGUAUCCAUUCGAUCGGAAGGCCUCGUCCGAUAACAACGGCUCCCAAAUGUGGUGUAAGCUGA